Molecule: messenger RNA, 1401 nt
Organism: Gilbertella persicaria
Lineage: Eukaryota; Fungi; Mucoromycota; Mucoromycetes; Mucorales; Choanephoraceae
Product: TLC domain-containing protein
Exons: 5
Coding region: 124-1224 (366 amino acids)
Biological process (GO): ceramide biosynthetic process
Cellular component (GO): membrane
Molecular function (GO): sphingosine N-acyltransferase activity
Source: RefSeq, a predicted model, not a curated record
AUCUUUAAUCGCUACAGAUUAUCAGCCCGCUAGUUCUUUUCACCAGUCUCAAACAUUAAACAAAUCUUCUGCUUUUGGCUCCGCCUUUCUCUCCCUCUUUUUUCCUUUUCCAUUAUAAGCAAGAUGAAGAAAUACGUCCCGCCGAAGGAUGCGCCCCACAGAAAGCCCAGGGCAACUUUUCUUCGAGAUCUCUCCAAAUACUUGGCUGAUCAUCAGAUUGAGAUCCCCAUGAAAUUUAUUGCAUUUAUUGUGGCAGGCUGUUUCCUUCGAUUGCCUUUCUUUCAAAACUUUGUAUUUAUUAGCAAUCAAAGAAAUGAUGGUCGAUAUGAAAAGAGUUUAUGGGACUUCGCUUUUUUAUUCUUUUAUAUUUGUGUUUUUACAGCACUUCGGGCAGCUAUUAUGGAUUAUGUCUUAAUACCUUUGGCCAAAUAUACUAAUGUGCUUGUUAAGAAACAUCAAAGAUUUGCAGAACAAUCUUGGGCUUUUAUGUAUUAUACUUUUGCUUUCAUUUUUGGUGUUUAUGUUAUGAAGGAUGAACCUUGGUGGUUUGAUACAACCUAUUUCUGGCGUGAUUAUCCCGUUACUGAUUAUUCAAGAGGAUUCAAGUAUUAUUAUUUAGUUCAAUUUGCCUUUUGGCUUCAGCAGAUUUUCGUGCUUCAAAUCGAGGCACCUAGAAAGGAUUAUAAGGAACUAGUCAUGCAUCACAUCAAUACUUUGUUAUUAGUCAGUCUCAGUUAUUGCUGUAACUUUACAAGAGUUGGUAAUGCAGUUUUUGUUUGUAUGGACUUGCCUGAUUUAUUUUUGGCUCUCGCUAAAGCCUUAAAUUAUGUUUGCCCUGGAUUAAUCUGUAAUGUCACAUUUGCAACUAUGGCUUGUUCAUGGAUGUACGCUCGUGUCUACCUUUAUGGACGUAUUAUUAUAUCAACUAUUACGGAACCCGAACUCUAUGUCCCUGUAUUCAAACUUGAUCCUCUCAAUGGUCAUUGGUUCCCUCACUUUGUGAAAUACAUCAUUGCCGGCCUUAUGAUCGGUCUUUACUUCCUUAUUCUUUUCUGGACGUUGAUGAUCUUCAAGGUCAUAUAUAAGAUUGCAACUUCUACUGAAGCAAAAGAUGUUCGUUCAGAUGACGAAGAGGAGACUGAGGAUGUAUCGAUUGAAAAGAUUGAAGGUGAUCAUUCUACUCCCAAAACACUAGUUAGAGGCUUAAAAGACAAGAGUCAAUAAUAUUAUAAUCCAUGCAUAUACAACACCUUCCCCUCACCUUUUUCUCUCUUAAUAAUAAUAAUGGUAAUAGUAUUUUGUUUGUAACUCAAUUCUCCACCUCCUUUCUUCUUCUCCUAAUACCUCAUCAAAACAAUCGGAACAUACAAUAAUAAACAGUAAUACAACGUUUAUAAAGGA